Messenger RNA from Nematolebias whitei (Rio pearlfish), 2010 nucleotides. Its product is annotated as F-box only protein 40. The transcript is spliced from 7 exons. The record is from RefSeq and is a predicted model, not a curated record. NCBI's taxonomy places the organism in Eukaryota, Metazoa, Chordata, Actinopteri, Cyprinodontiformes, Rivulidae. Gene Ontology annotation, molecular function: ubiquitin protein ligase activity; zinc ion binding; protein binding. The annotation marks the transcript as partial. Gene Ontology annotation, cellular component: cytoplasm.
AAAGAGGAGGACCACCUGCUGCUCUGCCCCAAUGUGAGGGUGCCCUGCCUCAACGCUGAGUACGGCUGCCCGGUCCAGCUGCCCCGCUCCUCACAGGCUGCUCACCUCCAGGUGUGUCCGGCCAGCGUGGUGUGCUGCUCCAUGGAGUGGCUCCGCUGGCCCAUUGAUGACACAAACCCUCACGAAUAUAUUGCCCUGCAGGACAACGUUCUGAAGGAAAGUGAAGCUAAGAAGGAGGCUUUAGAUGUUGCCAUGGCUCUUGCUGAUCAGUCAGAUCUUUACAAACGACUCAAAAUGAAGCUGGUCUAUCCAGAACUGAUGGAGGAGGAAGAGGAAAUAAAAGAGGAAAUGAAGGACGAAGCAGCAGUUGGAGGACUUGCAAAUGCUGUUCAGGACAGAAAUCCAACUGAAGGCCUCCCUGAAACGAGUGUGAGUGAAAAUGUUACUGCAGAAGAAACUGCAGCAAUCUGCAGAGGGCAUGGUUCCGUCAUCAACAAAGAGAAGUUCGAUCUGUUUGAGAUGAUGUUCAACAUGGACAAAAGCGCCUGCACGGUCGCUCAGGAAAACUUGGAAAAUUCAAAGCAAAAGGCUGGAGAGAAGGAACAAACCCAGAGCGGGGGAGCUUCAAAGGAUGGUGCGAGGCAGGACAAAACGUGUGAAGACCAGAAAGGUACGAAGACCGACGGUUCUGAUGCACCAAAUAACAGCUCUCCGCCUGACACGAGUAAGACCGGGCUGGCUCCAUGGCAGGAGGGGGUUCUGGAGCGUCUGGGCCAGGAGCUCACCCCACAGGAGUACAACAUGUACAUGGUGCACCACGGACGCAUGCUGCUCGCCUUCGGACAAAUCGAGGCCUGCACACCGAGAGAGCGAGACUUUGUUUAUGGCAGCCUGGAGCCCAUUCCGGUACAGACGCUGCGCUCUUUCAAGGUUCCUGAGAGUUAUCGCUACAAGCGUCGCAUUCAUCUGUACGACACAGCCGCACGAGUGCAGAGCGAAAGCCGAGGCGUCGACACGUCAGACCUCGGUGGCAGUGAGGAUGACUGGUUCACUGAUGAAGCAGCAACAACCCUGCUGGGCUACGCUGAGAUGGCAGUCAUGGGUCACAGGAUCAGUGAGUCGAAGGGUGCAGAUGGGCUCUAUGUGGACCAGGGAACUCAGACACACUUUUUCCUCUCAGCUCCAUUUGAAGGAAAGACGACCCUGGCAGAUGUGAUGGUGGACAAACCGCUGAAGCUUCAUCUGCAGCUUCAAGCAGAGAGUGUGAACAGCAGAAAUAACCGAUCGAGCUGUGUGUUCACCUUCCUCUGUGGUCACACCUUCCAUCGCAGGGAGUUCGCCACGCACUUCAGGAAUGUGCAUAAUGACAUCCAGACAAGUCUCAGCGGAUGGUUUGAACAGAGAUGUCCCCUGGCAUAUCUGGGCUGCACCUACAGCCAGACAAGGUUUCAUCCCUCCACACAUAAAGCUACCAUCUCCUACAAUCAGCAACUGAGGAGUUUCAACUUGCGUCCACUUGCUGUCUGCAGUCUUGAUGGCAGCUCACCUAACUGUUCUGUGGACUCCUCCAAGGAUCAGAAGAAGAGUGGAAGUGGAGCUGAAGGAGAGGACUCUCUCAGCUUGCUGCCCUAUGAGGUGCUAGUCCACAUGGCCAGCUUCCUGGACAGUCUGUCCCUGUCCCAGCUGUCCCUGGUGUCCCGACUCAUGAGGCAGGUGUGCUCCUCUCUGCUGAACGACAGAGGGAUGGUCACCCUCCGCUGGGAGAAGAAAAGCGACUCUCGUGGAGGAUCCAAAUGGAGGGCAAAGCCUGUGUGGGAGUUCAGUCAUUUGUUCUCAGCAGUGGAUUUGUGGCACAUGGCCGACACACCACCCAUUUCUGCUCAUCUAAAAGUCUGUCCGUACUACCAGACCUCUGCAUGGAGCGAGCCAGUUCCCCUCCUCAGCAUGUCUGAGAAGGAGAGGAAUCAGAGAAAUCUAAGCCUUGUCAGUCAUUUUACAGGAAACGGAUAA